This is a messenger RNA of Lactuca saligna, 471 nucleotides long. The record is from the annotation of a GenBank genome assembly. Lineage: Eukaryota; Viridiplantae; Streptophyta; Magnoliopsida; Asterales; Asteraceae.
AUGGCUCCAUCAUCGCCGGUGGUUGUUCACCAGUCACCGUGGCACUCACCGGUGCCAUACCUCUUUUGUGGGCUUGCUGUGAUGCUCAGUCUCAUUUCUUUUUCUCUUAUGAUCCUCGCUUGCUCCUAUGCUAAACACGCCAGAGACGAGGAGAACACCGGAGAUGGAGAAAGAGACCUUGAGGCCGGAGAUGAUAAACCAAACAACGACAAGGAAUUAUCCUCUGUUUUUGAAGAGAAGUAUCUGGUAAUCAUGGCGGGAGAAGCAAAACCAACGUUUCUGGCGACACCCAUCUCGAGCAAACCCUUAAUGUUUUGUAGAUGUAGUCGCCGGAGCUACUCGACGGAAAAUUCCUCGACGUCGGAAGUGGUAAUGACGGAGGAGAAUCAAGAAGAAAAACAGGGGAGGAGUAGUGAUCAGGUACAAGUUAGGAACACGGGGAAUCAGGACACCACAGAUCAUAUCCCUUGA